AGAAGGCAGUAUUAGCGUACUAUGCUGCAGAAGAAGUCGCGCAGACAAAAAAAUGUUUUCGGUGCUGAAGUACGUGUUUACCCCUUUCACAAGAACCACUAUUGCAAAAAUGCACUACACUUCGGGGGUUACCAUUAGGCUUUUACCCAGUUAUAAGUGCUCUUUUGAAGAUCCCGUGCACGUGACCGUGAGUGGCUUAAAACCCCAACAACGCGUGGAUCUGCGCUCUAAAAUCACCGAUGAGACGGGACGUGCUUUCCAAGCCUCGGCUAUUUACCAAGCAGACGAUAGUGGCCAAGUUGACCUCAACCGUGACCCCUCGCUUGGUGGCAGCUUUACUGGAGUCGAACCAAUGGGCUUAUUCUGGGCGCUGAAAGCAGACGUCCUGGACUGCAAGUUUACCCACACGGACGUGACGCUUCCUGCUCUCGUCGACAUUGAGGUCGUCAGUGACCAUCAGGUCAUCGCCCAAGUGACAAACGAGAGACACUGCUUGACCGACGGUGUCCGGAGAAUCCCUGUAAAAGAAGGCAGGAUCAGAGGAACUCUUUUUAUGCCACCUGGUAAAGGACCGUUUCCUGGGAUUGUGGAUACAAAUGUAUUUAGAGGAGGUCCUUUUGAGUUAAGGGCAGCUCUGUUGGCAAAGAGAAACUUUGCUGUUUUAGCCUUGGCUUUCCAAGGUUACCAAGAUUUACCCAAAACAGCAGACAGGUUUCACCUUGAGUACUUUGAAGAAGGUGUAGAUUUUCUACGUCAACAACCAGAGGUCAAAGAUCAAAAAAUUGGCCUAGUGUCCAUAUCAAAGAGUGGAGAUCUUGCUUUGUCCAUGGCAACAUUCCUGCCUGGUAUAUCGGCUACUGUUUGGAUCAAUGGAUGCAAUGCCAAUACUUUGGUUCCUGUUUACUACAAGGACAUCUGUAUUCCACCCCUCAUGUUCGAUGUUACGAGAUCAAAAAUGACACCAAUGGGCUUUGUGGAUAUCGGGGAUGUUAUGGAUGACCCGAUGUCAGAAAAGGGCCUUCCUAGUGUUAUUCCCAUUGAACGUGCCACUGGUAAUUUCAUGUUUAUAAUGUCAGAAGCUGACAGGAAUUGGCAAAGUGCCUAUUAUGCAAAACUAGCAUGUGACAGACUCAAAUCACAUGGGAAAAAUAAUUACGAAUUGGUGAGCUAUGAAAAAGCAGGUCACUUUAUUGAGGUGCCCUAUAUGCCCUUUUGUCUUGCUAGAUUUCAUGGUGUCGCUAACCAUGUGGUUUAUUUUGGCGGGGAACCUAAGGCUCAUUCAGAGGCUCAGCUGGAUGCCUGGAACAGGAUUUUGAAUUUUUUUAAGAAACAUUUAACAGCUACUAAUCACAACUGCAGAUCUAUGCUGUAAGACAAAGGGCUUGUAUAAGCAUAUACAUGAUAUCCAGUUAGUGUUGACUUGAAUUGCUUCAAUUUAAUUUUACUUCAACAAAAAGAUCAAACUGAAUAAAGCACAUGUACGAUUUGCAUCAAAUAUAUCAUACAGAGUGUGAAAUUGUUCGUAAAUUCAAACUCAUUAGGAUAAGUAUGUUUCUUUAUGAAACCACCAUAACUUUGGAAUUAGUAUGAUUAUUUACUUUCAUUAAUAUUGGUGGAUAUUAUUAUUUAAAAUAACUAUUUUAUGUUGGAAUGUCUUUUAAAAUACAGGUGCUGGAUUAUAUAUAUAUAUAUAUAUAUAUAUAUAUAUAUUUAGAAUAUGAUUAAAUAGUUCAUUGAUUUUAACUUGUAUAUUAUAUUCGUUCAUUAAACACAGACUGAUAUAUUUGAAAUGUUUAUUUAUUUUAAUUUUGAUGAUUAUAAGUGACAACUAAUGAAAAGCCCAAAUUCAGUAUCUCAGAAAAUUAGAACAAUGUCAAAAGGUUCAAUACUGAAGACACCUGGUGCCACGCUUUAAUCAGCCAAUUAACUCAAAACACUUUUUAAGGUCUUUAAAUGGUCUCUCAGUCUUGUUCUGUAGGCUACACAAUCAUGGGGAAGACGGCUGACUUGAUAGUUGUCCAAAAGACGACCAUUGACACCUUGCACAAGGAGUGCAGGACAAAAAAUGUCAUCGCAAAAGAGGCUGGCUGUUCACGGAGCUCUGUGUCUGAGCGCAUUAAUAGAGAGGCGAAGGGAUGGAAAAGAUGUAGGGAUAACCGCACCCUGGAGAGGACUGUGAAGCAAAACCCAUUCAAAAAUGUGGGGAAGAUUCACAAAGAGUGCACUGCAGCUGGAGUCGCAGAUGUAUGCAAGACAUGGGUUGUGUCAAGCCAGACAGCGUCAGAAGCGUUUCGCCUGGGCUAAAGACAAAAAGGGCUGGACUGCUGCUGAGUGGUCCAAAGUUACGUUCUCUGAUGAAAGUAAAUUUUGCAUUUCCUUUGGAAAUCAGGGUCCUAGAGUCUGAAGGAAGAGAGGAGAGGCACAGAAUCCAUGUUGCUUGAGGUCCAGUGUAAGGUUUCCACAGUCACUGAUGGUUUGGGGCGCCAGGUCAUCUGCUGGUGUUGAUCCACUGUGUUUUCUGAGGUCCAAGAUCAACGCAGCCGUAUACCAGGAAGUUUUAGAGCACUUCAUGAUUCCUGCUGCUGACUAACUUUAUGGAGAUGCAGAUUUAAUUUUCCAACAGGACUUGGCACCUGCACACAGUGCCAAAGCUACCAGUACCUGGUUUUAGGACCAAGGUAUCUCUGUUCUUAAUCGGCCAGCAAACUCGCCUGACCUUGUGAAGAGGAAGAUGCGAUAUGCCAGACCUAACAAUGCAGACGAGCUGAAGGCCACUAUCAGGGUAACCUGGGCUCUCAUAACACCUGAGAAGGGCCACAGACUGAUCGACUUCAUGCCACGCCACAUUGCUGCAGUAAUUCAGGCAAAAGGAACCCUAACUAAGUAUCGAGUGCUGUACAUGCUCAUACUUUUCAUGUUCAUAUAUUUCAGUUGGCCAGGAUUCCUAAAAAUCCUUUUUUUUUUUUAUUGGUCUUAAAUAAUAUUCUAAUUGUGAUCUGAUUUUGCUGAAUUUGGGCUUUUCAUCAGUUGUCCGUUAUAAUCAACAAAAUUAAAAGCAAUAAACACUUGAAAUAUCAGUGUGUGUGUGUAAUGAAUGAAUAUACAAGUUUCUGGAUUUUUUUUUGAUAUUUUAAUUUUAUGACCAGCACCUCUAUAAAUUCCUGUCGUGCAAAUAAUUAUUGACUGUCACUAUUAAUUUAAAUCACUUAUGAUUUGUAGAACCUGUGGUGCCUUCUUUUCUUUCCUGCAGAAAGUUUGUUUAGAUAAGCGUACCAUCAAGGUACAGGAUAUUGGACAUUGCUUAUAAAUGAGUUACUACAUUUACACUUUGUUUUACCCAUCAUUUCUAAUAAAAUACAAAUAAUAUCUAAAUCUAAA
This is a messenger RNA of Puntigrus tetrazona (Sumatra barb), 3378 nucleotides long. RefSeq names its product acyl-CoA thioesterase 20 (gene acot20). The transcript has 3 exons. The record is from RefSeq and is a predicted model, not a curated record. Gene Ontology annotation, molecular function: fatty acyl-CoA hydrolase activity. NCBI's taxonomy places the organism in Eukaryota, Metazoa, Chordata, Actinopteri, Cypriniformes, Cyprinidae. Gene Ontology annotation, biological process: acyl-CoA metabolic process; fatty acid metabolic process. The coding region runs from base 53 to 1372 and encodes 439 amino acids.